AUGUAUAGAAUAAUGUUUAAUAGUAGUCAAACUGUACUUCCGCAAAUUGCCAAUAAUCUUAUUGGAAGAAUUUGUCCAAUCCUUUCAAGAGGUAGUUUUUCAACAUCUACAGGUGGCGCUAUCAAUUCAGCAAUUAAUGUUGCAAAUUCUUCAUUAAGUAAUAUUUUAAGCAGUACUACUACCACCACCACUACCACUAAUACUGCCGCCAAUAGUAGUACCAAUGCUAAUACUACCAUCACUACUGCUACAGUUGCUAAUAAUACUACUACAAAUGUUAUUCAUCCAUCGACAUUAACACCAGAGAAUGCAAAGGAUUUUUUUGAAAAAUGCCCAUUUGCAAAUGUUGUAGAAGAAGGUAUUAAAAAAGAUCAAGAAAAAGGUUUAGAAGUACUCUCUGAAUUAAUGAAACCAACCAAUAAACAAUUGAUCGUUGAAGAACAAGAAACUAUUCUCUCUGAGAUGAUUGAAAUGAAUGAAAUUAAAACAAUGGAAACUUUAAAUAAUGGUAAACAACAAUAUCAAUCAAGUUUUCAAGGUGUAAUUACAAAUUUAAAAGAGGAAGGUAGAUAUAGAGUUUUCACAACAAUUCAAAGACAAGUUGGUUCAUUCCCAUAUGCUAAACGUUAUCAAUCUGCUCAAGAAUAUAUAACCCCUUCAAAAAUUGAUAUUGAAUGUGAAGAGGAAGAAGAAGAAGAAGAUCAAUUAAAUAAUAAUAAUAAUAAUUAUAAUAGAAAUAAUGAAGAACUUAAUGUUUUAAAUUUUAAAAAGAAAUCAUCAUCAUCAUCAUCAUCAUCAUCAUCGACAAAUAAUAAAACUCAAUCGAAAUCAACAAAGAAAUUUUAUAAAAAUAAAUUAAAUGAAGUUAAUAAAUUAGAACAAAUUCAAAGUUCAGUUGCAGUUUGGUGUAGUAAUGAUUAUUUAGGUAUGGGUCAACAUCCAAUUGUAAUUAAUGAAAUGACAAGUUGCAUUAAAAAGAUGGGAGCAGGAUCAGGUGGUACAAGAAAUAUAUCAGGUACAACCAGUGAACAUGUUAAAUUGGAGAUGGAGUUAGCAGAUCUUCAUGGUAAAGAGAAUGCAUUGGUAUUUGGUUCAUGUUAUAUUGCCAAUGUGAAUGCAGUCACAUCGAUUGCUGCUGCAAUGCCAAAUUGUAUGAUCUUCUCUGAUGCAAAGAAUCAUGCUUCUCUCAUUGAAGGUAUUCGUAAUUCAAAAUUGGAUAAAAAGGUAUUUAGACAUAACGAUAUUAAACAUCUCGAAGACUUGUUGGCUGCCGCCGAUCCAUCACGUCCAAAGUUAAUCAUUUUCGAGUCUGUCUACUCAAUGGAUGGUACAAUCGCCCCAAUCAAAGAGAUUUGUGAUUUGGCCGAUAAAUACAACGCUUUGACAUUCAUCGAUGAAGUACAUGCAGUUGGUUUGUAUGGUGAAAGAGGUGCUGGCGUUUGUGAGCGUGAUAAUCUCAUGGAUCGUGUCGAUAUCAUUUCAGGUACUUUGGGUAAAGCAUUUGGUGUAUUUGGUGGUUAUAUCGCUGCCAAUAAAGAAAUUGUAGAUACAAUUCGUUGUCUUUCACCUGGUUUCAUUUUCACCACAUCAAUUCCACCAUCAAUUGCCGCUGGUGCUCGUGCCUCUGUUGCCUACUUAAAAGGUAGUGUUUUAGAGCGUACUCAACAUCAAGAACGUACAAAUAAACUCAAACAAAUGUUAAAGGAUGCUUCAUUACCAGUAUUGGAUACCGAUAGUCAUAUCGUACCAUUAAUGGUUGGUGAUUCUGUCCUCUGUAAGAAGAUGAGUGAUUAUCUUCUCUCCAAUCAUAGUAUCUACGUUCAACCAAUCAAUUAUCCAACCGUUGCAAAAGGUACAGAACGUUUCAGAUUAACACCUUCACCAGUUCAUAAUGAUGAAUCUAUGAAAAAAUUAGUUGAAGGUAUGAAAGAUUGUUGGAUAAGAUUUGGUUUAAGAAAAAAUUAA
Messenger RNA from Dictyostelium discoideum AX4, 1965 nucleotides. RefSeq names its product 5-aminolevulinate synthase (gene hemA). Gene Ontology annotation, biological process: tetrapyrrole biosynthetic process. Bases 1 to 1965 code for a protein of 654 amino acids. Lineage: Eukaryota; Evosea; Eumycetozoa; Dictyosteliales; Dictyosteliaceae. Gene Ontology annotation, molecular function: transferase activity; 5-aminolevulinate synthase activity; pyridoxal phosphate binding. The transcript has a single exon. The record is from RefSeq and is a predicted model, not a curated record.